Messenger RNA from Mobula hypostoma (lesser devil ray), 6669 nucleotides. Its product is annotated as EH domain-binding protein 1-like. Gene Ontology annotation, molecular function: protein binding. Bases 338 to 4867 code for a protein of 1509 amino acids. Gene Ontology annotation, biological process: actin cytoskeleton organization. The record is from RefSeq and is a predicted model, not a curated record. The transcript has 20 exons. Gene Ontology annotation, cellular component: filamentous actin; microtubule organizing center. Lineage: Eukaryota; Metazoa; Chordata; Chondrichthyes; Myliobatiformes; Myliobatidae.
AGGGUGGGAGGGAAGGAGAGAGAGGCGUCACCCUUGACUCGAAGCAAAGUCUCGGUCUGUCAUUCACUGGACGCACGUGUUUCGGGGUUCGGGGGCAAGAGCGGAGUGUUGGCCGAGAUCCGGGCUGUCCCCCCGGCAGAGGGGGCUGAAACCGCCCGGGGCGGGGAAGCCGGCUUGAGUUUCACUUACUCUUCGCCCGCCCGCACUCUCUCUGGAGCGCGUAUGGGGGCAUCUGCCGCCGAGGACUCUGCCUCCCCGGUCCGGCGCUCUCGGUCGCAAGCGGUGACAGCGCAUUCCUGAAGUGAGAACUCUCCCCUCCGCCGGGCGCCCCGCGGCGAUGACUUCGGUCUGGAAGAGGCUUCAGCGGGUCAACAAGCGAGCGUUUAAGUUCCAGUUUGUCGCCUCGUAUCAGGAGCUGACCGUCGAAUGCACCAAGAAAUGGCAGCCCGACAAGCUGAUCGUGGUGUGGACCCGGAGGAACAGGAGGGUGUGUUCAAAGCUGCACAGCUGGCAGCCCGGGAUCAACAAUCCGUAUCGCGGGAUGGUGAUCUGGCCGGUUCCGGAAAACAUCGAAAUCACCGUCACGCUCUACAAGGAUCCCCUCGCCGAGGAAUUCGAUGACAAAUCGUGGACGUUUGUGAUUGAAAAUGAGAGCAAGGGGCGGCGGAAGGUUCUGGCAGCGGUGGACAUCAGCAUGAAGCGGUACGCCAGCCCCACGCCCACCGUGACCGACGUCAGGCUCCAGCUGAAGCCCCUCUCCGUCAAGGUCAUCUCCGCCACGCUCCAGUUCUCCCUAUCCUGCGUCUUCCUGCAAGAGGGCCGGGCCACGGACGAGGACAUGCAGAGCCUGGCCAGCCUGAUGAGCGUGAAGCAGAGUGACGUCGGUAACCUGGACGACUUCGCUGGCGACAGUGACGAGGAGGAGGGAGACCGGAGGAGGUCGUGGCAGGAGGACCGGACGAGCAAGGCGAGGGGCUUUAAGUCUCUCUUUAAGGUGGACCGGCUGAGAGACACCAACGAGCCCCUGGGAGUUCUGGAGGAGGAAGAGGAUCGCCUCGGGACUGGGCUUCAGCAAGAGGUGACCAGGGGUCAGUCAGUUCCCACCCCAGAAAAAGGAACAGAGCCCUGGCACAGACCCGAGGCACAUCUGACCCCAGGCCCUUCGCUCCCACCCUGCCCCGUCACUUAUGGAAACCCUUUCAAGCAGAGUGACGAGCCGCCUGCCCCGCUGGUGGCAAACCAUGGCCCCCAGAAGGAGCAGCCGCCCCCGAGCCCCGCGGGAGAGAGCUCGACCAGGCACCUAGCGGCUGACCAAGAGCCCGGCGAGCGGGGGUCACCCUCCGACCGGCAGCAAGCCAUCGCCAGCGCCGCCGGGCCGACCAAUCCCUUCGAAGACGCCCCGCUGGGUGACCGGGACCUGGGGGUCGCCCCCAAACCCGUUGCUAAGCAACCGGCCGAAGGACCGAAGCAGGAUGGGGUCCAGACGGCCAAUGGGGUGGUGAGUGAGAGACCACUGCCCGCCCCCCGGAUCAAAAAGACGCAGAGCACCGUGACCGCACCAUCGGACUCCACAUCGUUGACCAACGGGGCCUCUCCGGCCACGGCAGACCCUUCAGACUCGUUGAGACCACCCAAGUCACCAGUCAAGGACAAGUCGGCAGCGCCGGCCCCAUCCGCCGAGAAUACCCGGGAAAGUGCCGCCGGUCGCCCCAUGCCAACGCCAUCUGGGCCGGCUCCAUCGCCCGCGGCGACGCCAACCAACCAGAGGGAAUCUGAAGCGCGAACGAAGCGAAAGGCCCCGCCUCCCCCACUGUCAAUAAGCACGAGCGCCCCCUCCCCUGGCAAGGAGGACGCCGGCACGGAGGCUCCAGGAGGGAGGAUACCAACCGGGCCAUUGGUGCAGUGUCCUGGUCAGACCUCGGCACCGGUCAACCCCAGCCGCUCCCUGUUGGACUGGUGCAAGGACGUGACCAAGAGCUACCCCCGGCUGAAGAUAACCAACUUCACCACCUCCUGGAGAAACGGCCUCGCCUUCUGUGCCAUGCUGCAUCACUUCCACCCAGAACUCAUAGACUACAAUUCACUGGAUCCCCAAGACAUCAAGGCCAACAACAGGAAGGCCUUCGACGGCUUCGCCAGCCUGGGCAUCUCGCGGCUGCUGGAGCCCGAGGACAUGGUGCUGCUGGCCAUCCCCGACAAGCUGAUCGUGAUGACCUACCUGUGCCAGAUCCGGGCGCACUUCACGGGCCAGGAGCUGGACGUGGUGACCAUCGAGGAGAACAGCAGCCACAGCACCUACAAGGUGGGGCGCUUCGACUCCGACUCGCACAGCUCCAUCGACCCCGGCCAGUUCUACCAGGAGAGGAGGCCGCCGCCGCCAGCGGCCGCCACGACCGCGGCGCCCCAGAGACCCGCCCGGCCCAAGAAGGAGGCGCAGGGGAGGAACAGCCGGGGCCCGGAGGGUGGGCAGGAGCCCGCCCCGACCCCGGACGUGCCGGUGCCCAUGGCCCGGAGGAAGAGCCGGGGAGCCGAGGCCGAGCAGCAGGGGAAGCCCGUCGCCCCGGUGCCCGAUGACAAGUCGGCGGGGACGGGGACGGGGACGCCCGGCGCGGCCACGAAACCGGAGCAGCACGGGGUUGCGCAAUCCCCGGCAGCGAAGGACAAUGGGAAGCAGGUCGCAGCUGUUGUGGACUCCCCUGCACCGAAGGACCAUGGGAAGCAGGUCGCAAGUAUUGACAUUGCUCCUGCAGCGAAGGACCAUGGGAAGCAGGUCGCAGCUGUUGAGGACUCCCCUGCACCGAAGGACCAUGGGAAGCAGGUCGCAAGUAUUGACAUUGCUCCUGCAGCGAAGGACCAUGGGAAGCAGGUCGCAGCUGUUGUGGACUCCCCUGUACCGAAGGCACAUGGGAAGCAGGUCGCAACUGUUGUGGACUCCCCUGCACCGAAGGACCAUGGGAAGCAGGUCGCAGCUGUUGAGGACUCCCCUGCACCGAAGGACCAUGGGAAGCAGGUCGCAAGUAUUGACAUUGCUCCUGCAGCGAAGGACCAUGGGAAGCAGGUCGCAGCUGUUGUGGACUCCCCUGUACCGAAGGCACAUGGGAAGCAGGUCGCAACUGUUGUGGACUCCCCUGCACCGAAGGACAAUGGGAAGCAGGUCGCAAGUAUUGACAUUUCUCCUGCAGCGAAGGACCAUGGGAAGCAGGUCGCAGCUGUUGCGGACUCCCCUGCAGCGAAGGAAUAUGGGAAGCAGGUCGCAGCUGUUGCGGACUCCCCUGCAGCGAAGGAACACGGGAAGCAGGUCGCAGCUGUUGCGGACUCCUCGGCAGCGAAGGACCACGGGAAGCAGGUCGCAGCUGUUGUGGACUCCACUGCAGCGAAGGAACAUGGGAAGCAGGUCGCAGCUGCUGCGGACUCCUCGGCAGCGAAGGACCAUGGGAAGCAGGUCGCAGCUGUUGUGGACUCCCCUGCACCGAAGGACAAUGGGAAGCAGGUAGCAAGUAUUGACAUAGCUCCUGCAGUGAAGGACCAUGGGAAGCAGGUCGCAGCUGGUUUGGACGCCCCUGCAGCGAAGGACCAUGGGAAGCAGGUCGCAAGCAUCGCCAUCUCUCCUGCGGCGAAGGACCAUUUGGAGCCGGUUGAGGCUGACAAGCAAGUCCUUGAUUCCGUGCCACCGACCGCACCGGUAAGUAACGGGAAGCCGGUGGAUGGGACCCCGGAGAGGAGGAUCAGUGUGGAACUAUCGGCCGCCGGGGCUGUUCCGGAGGAGCACGGGAAGCGGGUCGCAUUGUGUGGGGCUGAACCUGAUGGGAAAACCGUCGGCGAGCCCGGCAAGGCGGCGGCGGCGGCCCCAGCCCCCGGGGAGCAGGCGUUCGCUGGGGCCGACGGGAAGAAGGUCACCGGGCAGCCUCCCGGCGUGGACGUGGAGGAUGCCGGGAGGACGGUCGCCGCCGGGCCGACGCCGGCAGCUCCCGGGGCUCGAUUGGAGACGGCGUCCGGCCGCCCGGAGAGGCCGCAGCGCUCGCUGUCGACGGAGAGCCGCUCCCCCGGGCGCUGCAGCCGCUCGGGCUUCUCGCACCUGAGGGACGCCGACCUGGUGAAGAAGAAGCGGGCGAGGAGGCGCAGCAGCUCGGUGGAGGAUUCGGAUGCUGCCCAGGGACUGGGGGCGGCCGCCAAGCCGGAGCUGGAUGUCAGCGAGGUACAGAUCGAGAUCUGCCCCGAGCCCGGUGCCAAGCUGGCAUCGCCCGGGCAGGACAGGUACCAGCCGGGCACGGAGCAGCGUGGAGAGUUGAAGAGGCAGAAGUCCGUGCAGGAGGAGCAGUCCGUUGGGAAGGAAAACGUUCCGGAGGUCAAGCCCGACGACGACACCCUGCGGUUCCGAGACACCAGUCAGUACGUGCUGGGUGAGCUGACCGCCCUCGAGAGCGAACAGAAGCAGAUCGACUCCCGGGCCGCUGUCGUCGAGAAGCAGCUGCGGCACCUGAUGGCGUCCGGUACGAGCAGGACGGAAGAGGAACUGCUGAUCCAGGAGUGGUUCGUCCUGGUGAACAAGAAGAACGCACUGAUUCGGAGACAGGACCAACUGCAGCUGCUAGAGGAGGAACAGGAUCUGGAGCGGAGGUUCGAGUUGCUGAACAGGGAGCUUCGCGCCAUGAUGGCGAUCGAAGACUGGAAGAAGACCGACGCCCAGCAGCGGAGGGAGCACCUGUUACUCGAGGAGCUGGUCGCCCUGGUCAACCAGCGGGACUCCCUGGUCCGCGAUCUGGACGCGAAGGAGAGAUUCGCGGAAGAGGAGGAUGCUCGGCUGGAACGGGGGCUGGAGCACCAGCGGCGACGGUCCAGCCGGCGGGAGAAAUGUGUAGUGAACUGAACGGGGUUGGGGGGGGGGGGCCCUCCCCGAGCGGGAGGGGGACGGGGCCUGCCCGCGGCCGGAGGGGAGACGCUUGCCGUUGCUUCGCGUAGCUGAGGGGUGGCGACCCUCCCCCCCCCAUACACGCGCGCCCCCGUCCCCGUCGGCGCUGGGAGUACCCGUGUCUGUGGACGUCAACAAGGCCGCAGAAAGCAUCGAUUCGCCUCUGCGUCUCUGUGCUGCGGACGACAGUCCCUCCUUGGGACUUCGAAGUGAAUUUCAUGGCUCCCGUUAGCCCAGCCCUGAGGAUAAGAUGGUAGGGAGGUGGAUGUUAACCCAGGCAGUGUAGGGGGGUGAUGGCAGUGGGAUCCGGGGCCGCACCAGACCUUCGCUCUCCCACAACCCACCCUGUCCCUCCCCGUCUCAGACCCCUAGGAUGCCAGGCAGCCGAUAACCAUAACCAUACCGCUCUCCGCCCGCCCGCCCCCUCCCCGACAAGCUCUGAAGCACCCUGGGGUGGGGUGGGCUCCUCUUGGGUGCUUGAUCUACCUCAGUGCCUCCUACCUACUCGUCCCCCACUUCCGACGGACUCGGUGAUCGAACGGUCUGUGGGGAGGGGGGUGCGGGCAGACGGUCAAAUUCGCAGAUUAAUCAGCCUCGGCGGCGGGGGUUGGGGGGAGCUCGGUCACCGCUUACUCUGCGAGGGCCGAGCAUCGGCCGUCAGGGAGCAUCCUGGGGGGGAGGAAGGGACAGACAACCAAGAGCGGGGGUUCGGGUGGGGAGCGGUGAGGACAGGGGAACCCGAGGGGGGAGGUACGAGUACAGAAGGGGCUGCUGGAGGAAGUGGUGGGUGCGGGUUCCAUAUCAACGUUGGGGAAAGUUUGGAUAGGUGUGGUUCGCAAUAAGAGUCGAGCACCGACUCGAUGGGCCAAAGGGUCUCGUUUCGUGCUCUGGUGCGUUUAUAACUGUGGCGGAGGGAGCGUGCGGGGUCGGACCCCGGGGCAGCCACACUCAGUGGGGGGGGGUGGAUCUUGUGGGGGAGAGCACAAGCGAUGGGUGCAGCCAGCCUGAAAGGUGGAUAUGCGGGGAGCUUCUUUCCCCCCCCGGCAGCUGUCCCUGACCUGCCCGGUGGGGUUAGGGGGCUUUGUUUAUCGGCGGGGUGAAUCCCCCACUGCCAGGUUUGGAACCCACGCGCUCUGCUGUAAAUAACCCCGCCUCCCCAAACGAUCGAGGGACCUUGCCCAGGCAAGAGGCCGUCUGCCCCUACCUCGUCCUCGUCCCUCGUAUGUGUGGACCUACCCUCUGCCUUCCGCCCCCACCGGUCUCAAUUCCGCCGGGCACUUUGGCCCAUCCCCUCGCCUCUCCCCUCUCCUCUUCCCCUCCCCUCCGCUCUCCAGGUGCACACGAUCGAUGGGUUGGUCGGCGGCUGUAAACUGCACCACCCCCCCUCGCCCCAGCAUGUGGGUGGAGUGUGGACUCUGGGGGGUGCGGGGGAAGCCUGGGGGGAGAACGUAUCAGGGUCUAAUGACGAUCGGCGUGCCAAAGGGCCUCGCUCCCUCCAUUCGACGCCCUCACCAAUGAAGCUCCAGCUCUGGGACUGAGGGUGAAGGGUCCUUCUGGGGGUUCUGGAGAACACCAGCUCCCCGACCCCAUUGGCCAUUCCAGAUUGCCAGCUGGCGUGUCGGGCAAAUCCCCUGUCCGGACGGGAAGAUCUCCCUCGGCCAAGUUGCUCGUCAGAAAGCGGACUUUGCUUGGAAUCUGUUCCAUUUUUUUGUUGUUGUUGCACUAUUUAUGAUCUGCUGUUUGGAAUUAAAGCCAUACCA